UGCUGCUUUCUACAUCGUGGUUGUAGACUUGGGAAUCAAAAACGUGGUGAUGUGACAGCUGCCAAGGAACAGGGAAAAAAAGAGGACGAGGAAGUUCUAGAUAUUUCGCAAAGAAUAUAUGAAAUGUGUAAAGUAGACGGGGUUAUUGCAAAGCCAUGCGUUUUACGGCACGAUCAGACAGGCAGGUAUUUUCCAACAGACAGUCAGGAGAGCAUCUGCUCACUGGAAUUAGGUUAUCGUUAGCCAAACGCUCUGUCAACUUCCAUUUUCACUGCCCAGGUUUUCGUUUUAAGUAGCCUAGCUGGUUAAGCUACUAUUAUGCAUGUGUUUGCGAGUAUUGGGUUAAUUUCAGUUUGUGAAUAGUUGAAUAGACUUAUUUAAAAAUAAUGUCAUGUAGUCUAAACGAAAGAGAGAUGACGGAGAAUCACACAGCUACAUAACCUUAGCUAACCGAGUUAUUGGAUGGAGCAUAUCAAUUUUAAUCGUUGUGGUAUGUCUUGGAAUAAAUGUUGGCCAGCCAAUGUUAUGUAUUUUGAUAGCUAGUUAUCCUAAGGCUAGGCUACUUAGCCGCAGACCUGGUUCGUUUAGCCAACUGGGCCAUCCCAAAUGCAUAGAAAAAAAUAUUAAGCUAUGAGGAAUUGCUGCCAGGUGUGUAGCCUAAUUAAACUUGCUGUGCUGUUAAGUUACAAAUAGGCUAUACCCCUGCUCAUGUCAUCAUAUCCCAUGACAUGCUGCAACGUUUUUUGCACGAGCCAAAAUAGACUUGCUUGGUUGCAUAUUUCACCUCGCCGGGUAACGUUACGGCGCCUUUAACAUUUCUUUGGACUGCCAUUGGAUUUGUGUUUUAAAUCCCCAGCUCAUCACAUGGGAGCGCCAUUGACUCAAUGCCAGCAUCAAACUGCAAGGGAAGUGAUAGGAACGCGGAACAUCUCGCUGGGUGCUCACGAAAAGUUCCUGUCAGUUGAGGGAAUUGACCUACCAUUUAUGCUAGGCUAUAGUCAAUGUCCAUGACAUGAUAUCAGAACGUGCGCGACUGCCGUUGCACCUGUCAGCAGCAACACACAUCAAUCGGAAAUACUUGGUGGAAGAUGAACUGAACAAGCAUACACAGCCACAUUGCAAACAGUUUUUGUUUGUGGCCUGUUUUGCCCUAUGCUAGUCUAUUGUUUUAGACUGUAGACCACGGAUUCUGCUGGAGCAAAAACCUAAAACCUACUGCCUCUGUGUCUAAGGCUACACGUUAUAGCACAACUGACUCGCUUUGAUGCGUUUUUUUUUCACCACUGCCUGACAUUUUUAAUAAUGCACUGAAGAGAACUGGGAAUACGUUAUGUUAUUGGCGCAAGAGUAAAUCACCGAUACGAAUCCAGCAUUCAACUAUGCCUGUAAGAAAAAAAGACACAGCUAGGGCCCUAGGGCUUUUGGAAGACUACUGUGCUAAACUGAGGAAGCCAGAGGAACAACAGCUCAAAACUGCCAUUCUGAGAGUGAUGGGGGUCUUCAAAAGCAGCCUGUUCCAAGCACUGCUUGAUAUCCAGGAGUUCUAUGAGGUGACGCUGCUGAACACCCAAAAGAGCUGCAAGCAGAAGCUGGAGGAGGUCAACCACAUGGCCGACAAGUGGGAACAGACGGGCACGGGCUCCCUCACCGCGGUGCUACAACAUGCCUGCCCAACUGAGGUGAGCCUGAUGGGACCUCGGAGUAGCGGGCUUAGAAAUGUAAUGAAUCCUGCCAGUCUACCCAUUACAGGAUUAUUGACUUGAAUGUGGAGGCCAUUUCUACUCAUUGUAGUUCUGUGGUAGUCGUACUACUUCACCAAUGAGGAAGCCAGUUGACUCUAAAAAACACAAAAAAAUAAUAGCACGAUAAGAUAACUGUUUUUCUGUUUCACAGUUUAAGUUCAAGUUUUAUUACAGUUUGUAGGUAUUGAGAUACAUACAUUGGGAUUGUUCCUUGCCUAAGUUCUCAAGCAAUAAAACAGACAAUGGAAUCAAUUACAGAUUUGUGAAAACAGAAAUACUGAAUAAUCAUUUCCUUGUGUGUAUCACAAUUUCAAAGUGGAAAUUACAAACUAUAGAAUACUUUUUAUAACUCAAUAAAUUAAUUAAUAUAUGUGGGUCUUUCUAUAAAAGAGGGUACCAGUGAGUAUUUCUUGUAGUCUGUUUGGAGCUCUUACAAAGUCAUUAAUAAUAAUUUGACUUUUUUAUUCUUCAUGUGAAUACAUUAUGAUAUAAAGGGGAACAUAAAUACAUUCAAUAUAAUUCAAAAGUUUAAUCAAAAGCUGUUUAAAAAUGUAUGAUACUGUUGUUUGUAGUUAUAUCAUAUACUCAGCAUUUAACAAUUGAAUUACACAUUGACCUUGAUCAUGUGAAGUUCCUGGAUAUUGCUGUCUGUCUCUUUUUUGUAUGGAGAUCACGGAAGUGUAUUGUAACCUCAUAGCAUUUCGUAUCUCCCUAUGUUACGGUGUGUAAACAGUUUUCAAGGGCACACAUAUCCAAAAUAAUGUAUGUGAUUGAAAAAUCCAAUGCUUCAAACAGAAAUAGUAACUUUAAUAUUGUCAUGCCUGCUCCCGCUCUCCCUCUCUGGCGCUCGAGAGCACACCUGUCACCAUCAUUAUGCGCAUCACCGCUCAUUGGGCCCCUCCGGACUCCUUCACGUUUUGAUUGUCUUCCCUAUAUCUGUCUGUUUCCUCUGUUUCAUCCCCGUGUCAGCAUUAUUGUCAUUUCUGUUUUCCCUGUCCAGACGCUGUCCGUAUUCUGUUCCUGUCCGUGGUUAUUAAAUGUUCACUCCCUGUACCUGCUUCUCGUCUCCAGCGUCCAUCCUUACAAAUAUGAUUAAUAAAACUAAAAUCAAUACUGUAAUUAACAGGGUUCGUCAAUAAUAUAAAAGUAGUUUGAUGCGCAUUUGAUGUCUAGCUGUUUAGUUACGUAGGGACAUUAUCGCGCAACAUCAGUUGAUUCAGGAAAGGAUUUUCUGAAUGACAGUCAUAUGAUACUGAAUGCGAUUUAACAACAGCCAAAGUGUGGGAAUAAUGUUGAUCUCGAGGAUUGACAGACAGUUGACAGACAGUUUUGGUGUCUGUUGUUACGGCGGUCAAGAUAAUUAGCCUACUUCAUAGACAACAUUAAAUCAAGAUUCCUGAGGUAAGAUUAUGUUCCAUGUAAAUUUUAAUAAUUUGUUUUCCGAGUACAAAUGGAAUAUGAAAACAGCCCGUUUAUACAUUUUUGAAGAGAAAUCCAUUUUUUUGUGCAUAUAAAACUCCCCAAAACCUUCAUAUUUUGAUGUUCAAAUGUGUGUAGGGUUUAAUGUGGAAUGCCUGCUCAAGUACGCAGCCAACACUUCCUGUCCUUUAGAUGGAGGUCACCCUUCUAACUCCAUUCUAUUAAACCAUUAUCUAAUAAUUAGUUGAUUAAUAACUGCUCAUACCCAUGCCACAGUGCCAAUAUAAGGUAAGAUUUCAAAAUUUCUACAUAUGAUUUAGUGUCUAUUGACUUGUUAAUGAACUGCUGUUACUGUAAAUGGUUAGCUGACUAAUACAGUGCAUUCAGAACGUAUUCAGUCUCCUUGACUUUUUCCACAUGUUGUUAUGUUACAGCCUUCUUCUAAAAUAGAUUAAAUCAUUUCCCCCCUCGAUCUACACACAAUACCCCAUAAUACAAACCAAAAACAGUUUUUUAAAUACCUUUUUGCAAAUGUAUUAUCAAUAAAAAACAUAUCACAUUUACAUAAGUAUUCAGACCCUUUCCUCAGUACUUUGUUGAAGCACCUUUAGCAGCGAUUACAGCCUUGAGUCUUCUUGGGUAUGAUGCUACAAGCUUGGCACACCUGUAUUUGGAGAGUUUUUCAGAUUCUUCUCUGCAGAUCCUCUCAAGCUCUGUCAGGUUGGAUGGGGAGCAUUACUGCACAGCUAUAUUCAGGUCUCUCCAGAAAUGGCUGUGCAUUUAGGGUUGUUGUCCUGUUGGAAAGGUGAACAUUCCCAUUCCCAGUCUGAGGUUCUGAGCGCUCUGGAGCAGGUUUUCAUCCAGGGUCUCUCUGUACUUUGCUCCGUUCAUCUUUCCCUCGAUUCUGUCUCCCAGUCAUUGCUUUUAAGAAACAUCCCCACAGCAUGAUAUUGCCACCAUUAUGCUUCACGGUAGGGAUGGUGCCAGGUUUCCUCCAGAUGUGACGCUUGGCUGGCCACUCUACCAUAAAGGCCUGAUUGGUGGAGUGCUGCAGAGAUGGUUCUCUUUCUGGAAGAUUCUCCCAUCUCCACAGAGGAACUCUGGAGCUCUGUCAGAGUGACCAUCGGGUUCUUGGUCACUUCCCUGACCAAGGCCCUUCUCCCUCGAUUGCUCAGUUUGGCAGUGCAGCCAGCUGUAGGAAGAGUCUUGGUAGUUCCACAUUUAUUCCAUUUAAGAAUGAUGGAGGCCACUGUGUUCUUGGGGAUCUUCAUUGCUGAAGAAAUGUUUUGGUACCCGUCCCCAGAUCUGUGCAUUGACACAAUCCUGUCUCUGAGCUCUACGGACAAUUCCUUCGACCUCAUGGCUUGGUUUUUGCUCUGACAUGCACUGUCAACUUUGGGACCUUAUAUAGACAGGUGUGUGCCUUUCCAAAUCAUGUCCGAUCAAUUGAAUUUACUACAAGUGGACUCCAAUCAAGUUGUAGAAACAUCUCAAUGAUGAUCAAUGGAAACAGGAUGCACCUGAGCUCAAUUUCGAGUCUCAUAGCAAAGGUUCUGAAUACUUAUUGUAAAUAGGCUGAUCAGUUUCACCUGUCCUCAUUAUUGUCUCCACCCCCUCCAGUUGUUGCUUGUUUCCACAGUGUAUUUAUCACUGUGUUUCCUGUCUCUCUGUGCCAGUUCGUCUUGUAUGUUUAGUCAAGUCAACCAGCGUGUUUUUCCCGUACUCCAUUUGCUAUUCUCUUUUUGAUAAUCCUCCCGGUUUUGACCCCUGCCUGACUCUGGACUUCUUUUUUUCCUGCCUGAUCAUCCUGCCUGCCCUUCGGUAUCUUUUGGACUCUGAACUGGUUUUGAUCCUUUUGCCUGUCCACGAACAUUCUCUUGU
Oncorhynchus keta (chum salmon) is the source of this 5042-nucleotide messenger RNA. RefSeq names its product disks large 1 tumor suppressor protein-like. NCBI's taxonomy places the organism in Eukaryota, Metazoa, Chordata, Actinopteri, Salmoniformes, Salmonidae. The coding region runs from base 1380 to 1763 and encodes 127 amino acids. The record is from RefSeq and is a predicted model, not a curated record. The transcript has 3 exons. Gene Ontology annotation, molecular function: protein binding.